Messenger RNA from Sciurus carolinensis (gray squirrel), 5904 nucleotides. RefSeq names its product POU class 3 homeobox 3 (gene Pou3f3). Bases 109 to 1608 code for a protein of 499 amino acids. The transcript has a single exon. The record is from RefSeq and is a predicted model, not a curated record. Gene Ontology annotation, cellular component: nucleus. Gene Ontology annotation, biological process: brain development; regulation of transcription by RNA polymerase II. Gene Ontology annotation, molecular function: RNA polymerase II cis-regulatory region sequence-specific DNA binding; DNA-binding transcription factor activity, RNA polymerase II-specific. Lineage: Eukaryota; Metazoa; Chordata; Mammalia; Rodentia; Sciuridae.
GGCGGCGGGAGGCGGGGGGGCGCGGCGGCGGCGGCGGCGGCGGCGGCCGCGGCUGCUGCUGCGGCGGCGGCGGUGGUGGCGGCGGUGGGGUGGCGGGAGCGGAGCGGCAUGGCCACGGCGGCUUCUAACCCCUACCUGCCGGGGAACAGCCUGCUCGCGGCCGGCUCCAUUGUGCACUCGGACGCGGCAGGGGCCGGCGGCGGAGGAGGUGGCGGCGGCGGCGGCGGCGGGGGAGGUGCAGGGGGCGGCGGCGGCGGCAUGCAGCCGGGCAGCGCCGCCGUGACCUCGGGCGCCUACCGGGGGGACCCGUCCUCCGUCAAGAUGGUCCAGAGUGACUUCAUGCAGGGGGCCAUGGCCGCCAGCAACGGCGGCCAUAUGCUGAGCCACGCGCACCAGUGGGUCACGGCCCUGCCCCACGCCGCCGCCGCCGCCGCAGCUGCCGCCGCCGCCGCGGUAGAAGCGAGCUCGCCGUGGUCGGGCAGCGCGGUGGGUAUGGCCGGCAGCCCCCAGCAGCCGCCGCAGCCGCCGCCGCCACCACCGCAGGGCCCCGACGUGAAGGGUGGCGCUGGGCGCGACGACCUGCACGCCGGCACAGCGCUGCACCACCGCGGGCCGCCGCACCUAGGACCCCCACCGCCGCCCCCGCAUCAGGGCCACCCCGGGGGUUGGGGGGCCGCCGCCGCUGCAGCCGCUGCCGCUGCAGCCGCCGCCGCCGCCGCCCACCUCCCGUCCAUGGCCGGGGGACAGCAACCACCGCCGCAGAGUCUGCUCUACUCGCAGCCCGGGGGCUUCACCGUGAACGGCAUGCUAAGCGCGCCCCCAGGGCCCGGAGGCGGCGGCGGCGGCGCGGGUGGCGGCGCCCAGAGCCUAGUGCACCCAGGGCUGGUGCGCGGGGACACACCGGAGCUGGCCGAACACCAUCACCACCACCACCACCACGCACACCCGCACCCGCCGCACCCGCACCACGCGCAGGGACCCCCGCACCACGGUGGAGGCGGCGGCGCGGGGCCGGGACUCAACAGCCACGACCCGCACUCGGACGAGGAUACGCCGACGUCGGACGACCUGGAGCAGUUCGCCAAGCAGUUCAAGCAGCGGCGCAUCAAGCUGGGUUUCACGCAGGCGGACGUGGGGCUGGCGUUGGGCACGCUGUACGGUAACGUGUUCUCGCAGACCACCAUCUGCCGUUUCGAGGCCCUGCAGCUGAGCUUCAAGAAUAUGUGCAAGCUCAAACCGCUGCUAAACAAGUGGCUGGAGGAGGCGGACUCGAGCACUGGCAGCCCCACCAGCAUCGACAAGAUCGCGGCCCAGGGCCGCAAGCGCAAGAAGCGGACCUCCAUCGAGGUGAGCGUCAAGGGCGCGCUCGAGAGCCACUUCCUCAAGUGCCCCAAGCCUUCGGCGCAGGAGAUCACCAACCUGGCCGACAGCCUGCAACUCGAGAAAGAGGUCGUGCGGGUCUGGUUCUGCAACCGGCGCCAGAAAGAAAAGCGCAUGACACCACCCGGGAUCCAACAGCAGACGCCAGACGACGUCUACUCGCAGGUAGGCACCGUGAGCGCCGACACACCACCACCGCACCACGGGCUGCAGACGAGCGUGCAGUGAAGGCCAAGGGCGCAGCGCGAAGAGGGCCGCCGCCUCCGCAGCCGCCUCCGCAGCCGCCGUCAGCACCGCCACCGCCCCCGCUGCUGCCGCCGCCGCCGCCGUCGCCGUGCCGCCGCCACCACCGCUGCCGCCGCGCCGACCCUGCACCUGGGCCGCACCGGGCUCCAGCCCGGGCGCAUCCGCCGCCUCCCCUCCGCCCAAAGACAGACAGGCAUGCCCGCCCUUGGAGGAAAAGACGAGGGAGAGACAGAGCAAGGAGACAUUUUUUUUUUUGAAGUCCAAGGAAAGAGGGACCAAAAAAUGAAAAAGCAUAUUAAAUACCCAGACUAUUUUAUAUACACACGUAACAAACAAAACCUGGAGGAAAAAGGGGCAACCGUGAGAUCUCGUCUGUGCUGUGGUGGUGUUUUGUUUUUUAUUUUAAAGAAGGGUGAUGAUGCCCACAGCACUAAAACUGCACUCUUAAGGUGUACCCACCCUGAGAUGUCCUACAUGGCAGCGGGGACAGCACCUGCCUCGUCCUCCUCUCUUAAAAAAGAGAGAGAGAGAGAAUCCCCCUCUUUCUUCCACUUCCUCCCUAAGGGCUGCCCAAGAGCUGCGCGGAAACUUUCCUUCCUCGGAGCGACCUGAAAGCAAGCACCAGAUUUCCUCGGGGUCUGACUCUGCUCCAGGACCCUGUUUUUCUUGGCCAUUUUAAAGUCGUUUGGGAAGAGGCAACUCGACUAUGAAAUGGGAAGGAGGGGGAGAAACAGUCUCCAGGAAAAAACAUUCACAGCUUCUGAAAUUAACAGACUGAAUAGCAAAGCCAAAAGAAAGUAUCCUCAAAGUAACCUUGGAAAUAAAAGCAUCGCGAAAGAGCAGAGCAUGGGCAAGGGAGAGCCGACGUCCAGCCGUGAGCGGCGGGAGGCCCGGGGCUGGCCGAGUCCAGCGCGGUUGGGCUGACAGGGAGCGGAGGCCCAGCCUGCGAGGCUGCCCAGCGAGGCCCAGCCACCGAUCCCGGCUUUGCCGGCAGCCGCUCGGGGUGGACCAUCAUGCCUAAAGAUUCCACCGCUAAUAUUUUUUUUAUUAAUAUUUUUUAUUUUUUAUUUCUGGACUGACUCAGAUAAAGGGAUUUAGAAAGACUGAGCACCAGCCGCUGCACUUCUCUUGACUUCUGUCCUCAAUCCUUUGCCAACUUUGAUUGAAUGGGUGCUGUGGAUGUGAUUAUAUAAUACUGCCAUUUCCAAGCAGUGUUUUUGGUAGGUUUUAAUAAACAGACUUUUCAAAAGACGGCAAUAUAGAAUUGUUAGAUCCGUUGUUGAUCUAAAAAUAUUUGCUUUAUAUUUUCAUUAAAUGACUUCUUUUAAUAUUUUAUUCAGAAUACUUAUGAACUGCUGCAAAACGGUAAUUUAUUUUUCCCCAGAUCUUGUAUUACCUGUUUUUUUCAGACGAGCACAAAUCAAAAUGAAAUGAAAAUAUGGACAGUUGUUAGGUAAUAAGGGUAUCUUUUGAUGUGAUCAUUUGAUUGUAAUUUAAUUUGAGUAGUGAUUCCGUAAGAGCUGAUCGAGAAAAUAAAUUUGUUAGAAUGAAAUAGUCUGUGUCUGAUGCGUAAACACUGUGUGGGAAGAAAAGAGUUCUCUAGCAAAUAUUUUUUUUUUACUUAUGCAAAUUUUUAAGUAAUAGUGUUAAGGAAAUAUCGCCUGCUCCACAUAAGGCAAAUUUGGAAAUUGAGAGUAAAGGAUAGGCAUUACUGAAACAGCUGGCAUUUUAACAUAGUGGUCAUUCCUUGUUAAUCCAUAAAUUUCACAAUACUUGUCUCUCCCUAAUUUUACUGGGUGUCUUUAAUGCUUUUUAGUUGAGAUCAUCUAUAAACGCUAGCUCUUUUCUUGAAGGUACCUGUGUUCUUUAUUGAAUGAUUGGACUAUAUCACCAGUAAAAAUGUGCCAACUGGUCAUUAGUGGUUAAUACAUCCCCCCUGAGUUCAGUCUCUCCUUUUUCCUCUCUACCCACAACAUAUUCUUAAGUCUCCUCUCUUUUCUGAAGACUAAUAGUUGUGAAGAAUAGCUUGUAAGUUUAUAAAAUAUUUUGAUAUCAAUUCCCAUAACUAUAUGUAAUUAAAUUUAAAUUAUUGAGCUUUUCUGUUGUUUGGGUUUUUUUUUUUUUUCUUUGAUGAAAGAAUAUAGUUCCCAAACCCUGCUUUUGGUCCAUACUGCAGACCAUCUUUGUGAUUAGCAGCUCAGACUUCUGUGGUUCAGUCUUUUUCCAAUGCGACUUCUUGUCUUCUUUACUGGUGCUAGGGGUUUAGCUUUUGGGGUCACUUUUUGGAUAAACCCUGCAGAAUGGUCACAUCAAGUUAAUGUAUCAAUAUUUACAAUGUGGGAAAAUGAAAGUAAUGCCUUAGGUUGUGGGUACUAAGAUGCAGAGACUCUGCUGGGUUGAGUCCCUAUGUAUUGGAGUGUGCUUGUUUGUUUGUUUGUUUGUUUAACUACUUAAGGGUGAGCAAGCAAUGAUUUUAUAGACCAGUGUCCCUCCAUCUCACUUAACUGUCACUCACUGCCUACUUCUCUCCUCUUCACUCCCUCUGCCUGUGAUAUCCAUGUAGGGGUUAAAAAAUCCCGGAAAACUGUGAGAGAAACAAGGAACAGUUAUUUCUCUUAGGCAGGCCCUGUGUCACUUUCAUAAAUCAAGCCCAGCCAGAUGGCCGUGUAUGGGGUGGCAUUAUUUUAAACACCAAAUCGUACUAAAAAUCACAAUCAUUUUGAUUUGUGAAAUCUGAAAAAGGCCAUAUUUAUUGAACAGAGAGAGGAAAAAAAUGAAGACAGGAAACUACAAUUUACUUCUCCCUGCCUUCCUGUUUCUCAUUUCUCUUGCCUUUGUAAUCACCCAGCCCAGUGAAUUUGCAACCUGGAGUGGGGGUGGGGUGAAGUUCAUCCUUUUUUGAGGGUCUGCAGGGGCGAAAGAAGGCCUCAUGGAAAGCUGAGGAUUGGGCAGGUCAUUUGCAUGUGGUGGUCACUACUGGCACAUCAGAUGGAAUCCUGCUUUUUUCUGCAGGGAUAGUGGUGCUUGAUUAGACAGGGAAUGGGUCUAUUUAAAAUUUUAGGAGGUAUCUUGUUACUUGAUUUAGCUGACAACAAAAGAGCUAACAUUAGAUUUCACACUGUUUUCUAUUAAAAAGCAACCUUUGCUGAUUAUUUUGGAAGAAACCCUGAUUUGGGGGUAGCAGAGUAACUUUUAAUUGGAGAAGAUGGGCAAGCAAGCCCCUUUGGAUUCAUUAUUUUGCAUCUUAUAAAGUGAGCUAAUACUUGGACUCUUUUUUUUUUUUUUAAACUCAACCUUUGAAUGUAUUUGUAAGAUGAAAUUCAUGGUUGAAACACAAAAGAGAGGAGAUAUAACUGAGGUUUUGUGCUAAGGCUUAUAUUGUGACACAUGUAAAUAAUGAAAAUAUUGUUAUAUAUCACCAGAUCUUUUUAAUGAAUUUGGUCAUUGUGUUCCUUUGCAGCGCAAGUGUCUUGUGCUUCGUAAAGUACCCAUUUGUUUCCUCCAUUUCAAUCCAUCCCCCACCUCCCCUUCCAACCCAAAGGAAAGUGACAAAGUUCUGUUCCAUGGGACUGACUAAUCCCAAAUUGGGCCCAUUUAUAGUUGACAGUAUCCUGUGGCUCUUGAUCAGUUGUCCAAGCCUUGGUCAUCUCAUUCACCCAAUCAUCUUGUCCUGGCAAGUCCGUGUGAUCCAUCAUUCAAGGUGUAUUUAAAAUAGUCACUUUGCUGUUGUUGCCCUGAUUUUUUUUUUUUUAAUUUCUUAGUACUUAGCCAAGGACUGUACUUCUUUGUUCCAAAAUAGAACUAUUAUCGAUCUUAGAGGUUCCCUCUGCUUCCCUGUAGCCUCCAGCGUGUGCUCAUUACUAUGCUCAUAAUCUGUUUUGUAUGAAUGGUUUUCAACAUUCAGAGAAUAAUUGGUUCUAAUAUUAAAUGCAGUAUAUACUAUUGAUAGUUUUAUCGAUAAGUGUAAUAUUUUAAAUAAUUUUAACAAUUAAAUUUGUUUUUUAAAUUAUAUAUUUGUAAAGUAUUUAUCCUGUUGGAAGCAACAAUAUAUUGUUGUAUUUAUUCGUUUAUUUUUGUAAUAAAUGAUCAACCUCUUCAAGCUAAAUCAAAAAUGACACUUUUAUAUAUCUAUACAAAAAGCAUUUUAAGAGAUGGGCAUAUUUGUACCAAUUUGUAUGUAAAUAGAGCAAGAUCCAUCAAUAACCUGUAGCUUUCAGGACUAAAUUGAAGGAAGAAACGUUCUCUCCACAUGGAGUUUAGUUUGCCCAAGUUCCAGGG